Molecule: messenger RNA, 2214 nt
Organism: Oncorhynchus tshawytscha (Chinook salmon)
Lineage: Eukaryota; Metazoa; Chordata; Actinopteri; Salmoniformes; Salmonidae
Product: actin-related protein 5-like
Exons: 4
Coding region: 181-666 (161 amino acids)
Source: RefSeq, a predicted model, not a curated record
UUUGUAGUAACACCCUUUCAAAAUGAUUUCCAAAACAGACACAACUUGCAAAAUAUUUUAAUUUCAAGACUACAAAUCAUCUCCCGAGAUGAUUGUUUAAAUUGCUGCCGAAUGCUUACAACCAACACCGGUCCCGAUGGUAAUAGAUAACGGCUAUUUUCAAAGGAGGGCCGGUUGAGCAUGCAAAGGGGACUAACUACAGUAGGCGCUCCACGGCUUCUGUUCAAAUCCUUGGCGGCGAGGAACAGAGGGACAGCGCGCAGUGAAUCCCAAAUCCGUAAUGACAUCUCCAACCUCGAGCCCUUGCGAUGGCUCAUAAAAAGCUGGUUCGACCGAAAUGUGGUUGUAAACUUCGAGAUACAGGAGCUGAUGUUUUUUAGCCACCUCGGAGAUGGCGCGGAUGGCAGUGAAGAACAUCCGAUAGUUCUCACCGAGGCGCCCUGCAACCCGCUGCACAGUCGCCAGAUGAUGCUGGAUGCAUGUGAACGUGGGCAGGAGCCAGGUGGUGUCCUACUUCCAGCGUCUGCUCCAGCUGAAGUACACUGGUCACCUGGCGGCCGUCACCCUCUGCCUCAUAGAGAGCUGCUCCACAAACACAGCUACACAGCCAAUAACUACCACCAAGAGCUGGACCCUUCUCUGCCAAGGUUCUGGGCGGCGUGGUGAUUGUGGAGGAGAUGCAGGAGAGACGUGCCCAGCAGCUGCGCAGGCUACAGGAAAUAAACGCCUGGCGCAGGGAGGAGAUGCUGCAGCAGGACCAAGAGCGUCUGGAUAAACUAUUGGCCCUGCAGGCAAGAACCAUUAUCUUUUAACCACUUCGUCAACCAUGACCCUUAACUGCUGUGCAAUUCCACGGUCUUGGAAUUACGCAGAGAGUCCAAUUUCUCACUUAAAAUGUACACCAAACAAAAAACAUUGAAUCCAAAGUUUACUAAACCGUACAACCCUAUGCACAAGGACUAUGUUUAACAAUUUACACUGAACAUUUUACAAAAACACAUUCACUGGAUAAACUAUGCAGAUGCAAAGUUUGGUAACAGAAUUUCGUUAAAAUAUCCCUCCGUUUUUUUAAUGUAUCCGCGUUUUCCAAAAGCUCUUACAUAUCCACUCCAACUUAGGAUUCAAUACUUCCUGAGGAAAGAAUGGGGUGUCAGCUAUGGCAUGACACAAUGACUUUGAAAUAAUAUCUGUUGGUAAGUGAGGUGGACCUGGUAAUGGAAUUGCAGUAUCACGGGUCCCUGAUCUGUACUCCACAGAAAUGGACAUGAAUGUCAUUCUCUUCAUAGUGAUGUAUCCUGAAUAGGUACACAAAGGUAUAAAUAUGCAAUAUCCUAUUUUGCAUAUUUGGGUAUUAUUGUACACAAUGACCAUUAUUUUAAUGAGCUCUGUCCCAAAACAAAACCACAUUUGUUUGGUCAGGACCGGACAAAAUCUGUACUAAUAGCAGUCUGUUUCACAAUUUUGAACAUUAAAGUACAGCACAAUAGAGCUCAGUAGAGUAGAGUUCAGAACAUUAUACAACUGGGUGGGUCUAAUCCUGAAUGCUGAUUAGUUAAAAGCGCAUUUCAGCCGGUGUCUAUUCCACAAAUUACUACCGGCUAAAUCUAUGACGUCAAAAUGCCUAUUCAUUCUGUUCCAUCUGACUGCGCAAUCCACUGUCUCGGUAACCCAGACAGGGAAGUUAUAAACUUGAUCUCCACUAUAAAAAUAAUCGAGACAUUAUCUCAUAUUUUUGUAUAAGAUUUGUAUAAACCAGUCUGUCUCUCCGACAUUUGUAAUAAUUUGUGUAAUGGUCGAGAAUCAGGACGAGAGAGAGAGAGGCAGGCAGCGUUACUCAGCCAUUGGAAAUCAUGAAUCAGCUUUAUAUAUACAAAGAGAUCUCAAUUGGAAAAAGGUGAAACGAAGUGCAGCUAGUUUACAGUCUUUCCAGCUUCAGUUUGAAGUUAAUGUUAACUGUGUUUGUUGGCUAGCUCCUCUGAACAAGUGUCCUAAUGAGAGAGCACAUUUUCUAUGCCAAGCGAAAUCGUGCCUCAUUAGCUCAUUGUUAUGGAUGUAGCCAAAUUAAUGUCACUAGAAAACAGCUUAAUCAAAUGCAUCUCCUGUUGUUGUUUGGCGUGACUGUAAAUUAACAGUAGUUGGCUAGCAAGCAAGGGAUCAGAACGUUGCCAGUAUGGCAAUGGAACAUUUAGAAUGAAUGACUGGGUCGCGUCCAUA